Nelumbo nucifera (sacred lotus) is the source of this 1630-nucleotide messenger RNA. Its product is annotated as tryptophan aminotransferase-related protein 2. NCBI's taxonomy places the organism in Eukaryota, Viridiplantae, Streptophyta, Magnoliopsida, Proteales, Nelumbonaceae. Gene Ontology annotation, molecular function: transaminase activity; carbon-sulfur lyase activity. The record is from RefSeq and is a predicted model, not a curated record. Gene Ontology annotation, biological process: amino acid metabolic process.
UCUUAGAUGCGAAAUGGCUGCCGACUUGCCGCUACAUUUUUGUUGCUGCUGCCAUCGUCAUCACCGCGGAGCAGAGAGACACAAUUGUGGUUUUGAGAGGAGAGGAAGGUUGGAGUUUUCAGGAGUAUUUUGUUUUCGAGUCUAACGGUAACUAAACAGAGAAUAGGGGAAAAAGAUGCCUGAUAGCGAGCAGGUGGUGCAUAUUAAUGGACACUCUUCCCUUUUUUCUGUUGCUUUGCAAGAAAAACAAAACAGCAUGACCAAAAAGCUCCCCUCCGACUCUGUUAUUAACCUUGACCAUGGUGAUCCAAAAAUGUUCGAGCCAUAUUGGCAGAAGAUGGGGGACAAGUGCACAGUGGUGAUCUCCGGCUGGCAAUCGCUAAGCUACUUCUCCGACAUUACAAACUUGUGCUGGUUUCUGGAGCCAGAAUUAGUGGAAGAGAUCAGACGCUUGCAUCAUUUGGUGGCCAAUGCUGAAAUAGAAGGUCAUUACAUCGUGGUUGGUACCGGUUCAACACAACUCUUUCAGGCAGCGCUCUAUGCUUUAUCAUCUCCCGAUUCAGCAGAGCCGAUCAACGUCGUUUCAGCCGUUCCAUACUAUUCGUCUUAUCAGGCGGUCACCGAUUUCUUAAGGUCCGGGCUCUACAGAUGGGCCGGCGAUGCAUACAAGUACAAAGGCGAUCAACCUUACAUAGAGCUCGUAACCUCCCCAAAUAAUCCAGAUGGGUUUAUUCGGGAAGCAGUGAUUAACGGGAGUGGAGGGAAGCUCAUUCAUGACCUGGCUUACUAUUGGCCUCAUUAUACACCGAUUACAACUCCGGCAGAUCAUGAUCUCAUGCUAUUCACCGUCUCGAAAUGCACUGGCCAUGCUGGGUCACGCAUUGGAUGGGCACUUGUCAAGGACAAAGAGGUUGCUAAGAAGAUGACCAAGUUCAUCGAACUCAACACAAUAGGUGUGUCGAAGGACUCGCAGUUGCGGGCGGCAAAGAUUCUCAAGGCCGUGUCUGAUAGUUGCAGACAAGACUACGACAACUUCUUUGACUAUGGAAGAGGCCUCAUGGCCAAGAGAUGGGAGCGUUUGAGAAGUGUUAUUGGACGUAAUGGCCUUUUCAGUCUGCCGGAAUACCCAAUGGAGUUCUGCAACUUCUUUGGAGAGUUGACUGAAGCACAUCCUGCUUUUGCUUGGUUGAAGUCUGAAGAGGAGGAGUCUAAGGACACUGAGAGCUUUCUAAGGGCACACAAGAUCCUGACUAGAAGCGGGAAGCACUUUGGAGUGGAUACAACAUAUCUCAGGAUUAGCAUGCUGGAUCGAGAAGAGACUUUCGACCUUCUCUUACAGAGAUUAUCCAAUAUGUCAUCCAAGGGACGGGAGAACGGGGCGUGAAGUAUAUAGAAGUCGGCAAUGGAAAGUGGAAACAGAACUAGAGGACCGAACCAUACAUAUACUCUAAGCAAACCCACCUCCUAUGUAAUUAGUACGAUUGUACGAAGAUACUGUCUUCUCCUUCUGUGCUUUACGGUCUUGUUCUUGGGUUGGCAGCUUGUUUUAAUAGCAUCUGCUCUUAACCUAACGUGUAUUUGAAAGUUGGAACAAAUAGUUAGUGCGCAAUAUCUAUUGAUUUUUCUCUUU